GGGGCUGGGGUGCAGAUGUACACGGGGGCUCAGCUCUGUGUAUGUGUCUGCAAAGUGGAGGGGGUGGAUUGGGCCUGGCCGGGUUUUGGGGUACCCAGGGGUGCCAUCUCCCACCCUAGGCAGGAGGAGGCCCAGGCCAUCGACCAGGAGCUCUUCACUGAGUACAAGUUCAGCGUGGACCAGCUGAUGGAGCUGGCAGGGCUGAGCUGUGCCACUGCCAUUGCCAAGGCCUACCCACCCAGCUCCUUCACCACGAGCCAGCCUGCUGUGCUUGUGGUCUGCGGGCCAGGGAACAACGGCGGUGAUGGGCUGGUCUGUGCCCGGCAUUUGAAGAUGUUUGGCUAUCAGCCAACCGUGUAUUACCCCAAGCGCCCCAGCAAGUCCCUCUUCGAAGGUUUGACCACCCAGUGCGAGAAGAUGGAUAUUCCCUUCCUCCCUGAGUUCCCAACUGAGGCUGCCUUCAUCGACGAGCUCUAUGGCCUGGUGGUGGAUGCCAUUUUUGGCUUCAGCUUCAAAGGAGCAGUGCGGGAGCCCUUCGGCAGCAUCCUCAGCACCCUGGAGCGCGUCACGGUGCCCAUCGCCAGCAUCGACAUCCCCUCAGGCUGGGAUGUGGAGAAGGGGAAGGCAGACGGCCUCCAGCCCGACAUGCUCAUCUCCCUGACGGCACCCAAGAAGGCAGCGAUGCAUUUCACCGGCCGGUACCACUUCCUUGGGGGCAGGUUUGUGCCCCCCAUGCUCCAGGAGAAAUAUGCUCUAAACCUGCCACCAUACCCUGGCACAGACUGCGUCCUGCAGCUGACCUAGAGCUGGGGCCAGAGCUCUAGCUUCAGGGGGGGCCAGGCUUGGCUUCAGCACUGCACACCAGGGCCGAAUUCUGCCCAAGCCUCUGCUAGGAGGGUGCUCAGCACCUCACUGGGCUUUGGUGUGAGCCAGCAGGAUCAAAAGGCCCAGACAUAAGGUCCAGGUGGUGGCAGUGGUGAGGGGCUGCAGGGGGAGCUCUGUUUGGGGUUGCUGCCUAAUCCAAGUGCUAUAGGUGUCAAGGUGAUGUGGGAUCUGGAGCUCUCUCACUCAUGGCACCACUCACACUUUAGGAUAAUCUGAUUAUAAUAAAGAUUUAUUCAUGCCCUUGAAAAAAUAUUUCAGUACUCUG
Parus major (Great Tit) is the source of this 1150-nucleotide messenger RNA. RefSeq names its product NAD(P)HX epimerase (gene NAXE). NCBI's taxonomy places the organism in Eukaryota, Metazoa, Chordata, Aves, Passeriformes, Paridae. The coding region runs from base 16 to 804 and encodes 262 amino acids. The transcript has 5 exons. Gene Ontology annotation, molecular function: NAD(P)HX epimerase activity. Gene Ontology annotation, cellular component: mitochondrion. The record is from RefSeq and is a predicted model, not a curated record.